Molecule: messenger RNA, 618 nt
Organism: Lepus europaeus (European hare)
Lineage: Eukaryota; Metazoa; Chordata; Mammalia; Lagomorpha; Leporidae
Product: myosin light polypeptide 6-like
Exons: 2
Coding region: 1-618 (205 amino acids)
Cellular component (GO): myosin II complex
Molecular function (GO): structural constituent of muscle
Source: RefSeq, a predicted model, not a curated record
AUGAGGGACACAGGUAUUCUCACUGUUAGGCCAAAUGUUGACCCCACUGCUACUACCAUAGGAGGUAGUAGAUUUAGCCAGGUUGAACUAGAUGAGACAAAAGUCACAGAAAGAAAAAGAAAAAGCCACUACUGCAAGAAAAGAUCUCACAGAGCAGUCAAGACAUGCAUCUUCACUGAAGACCAGACCACAGAAUUCAAGGAGGCCUUCCCGCUUUUUGACUGGACAGGAGAUUGUAAGACCCUGUACAGCCAGUGUGGGGAUGUGAUAAGGGCUCUGGGCCAGAACCCCACCAAUGCCAAGGUGCUCAAGGUCCUGGGGAACCCCAGGAGUGAUGAGAUGAAUGUUAAGGUGCUGGACCUUGAGUACUUCCUGCCAAUGCUACAGAUUGUGACCAAGAGCAAGGACCAGGGAAACUACAAGGAUUAUGUUGAAGGCCUUUGGAUGUUUGACAAGGAAAGGAAUGGCACUAGCAUGGGUGCUGAUAUCUAUCAUGUCCUUGUCACACGGGGUGAGAAGAUGACAGAGGAAGAAGUAGAGAUGCUAGUGGCAGGGCACAAAGGCAGCAGUGGUCAUAUCAACUACAAAGAGCUUGUCCGUAUGAUGCCAAGUGGCUGA